AUUCAAGAUUGCGUUCCUGACAUGGACGUCGCGAUGUGUGUCCUAACAACAGACACAGGCCACGUGCUUCUCAACUACGCCGCGCAGGACACGUCCAUUAGCGCCUCGCAUUUGGGCUCCCUCGUGGCCACAUUACAGCAAUUCUCACACGGCCAGAGCAUGUCGCUUCUGCAACUCGAUACGUACCAUAUCGUGGUGGUAAGUUCUCCUUUGAUCCCCGUGUUGUGCUGUUUGGUGAGCACGACGUCCGAGAACCUUGCCGCCGUGAAGUUGGUGGGCAGCUACAUCCUUCACGAAUGCCUCCAGCAGCACCGCGCCACCAUCGUAUCCAUCGUACAACAAGCAAAGAGCGAUGCAGAAUCGAUGGCUCAUGAAUACACGCUCACGUCAGCGUUGCGUGGCCAAUCCUCCACAGACACCCACGACGACCUCGGGGGGUUCCAAGCGUCGUGCAUCGCGCCUUGCGUGAUGAAUUCCCUCAACCACAAGCUGGGACGAUCCUUAACAGAUGCCAAGCUGUCUCCAGCGAUUGCAGCCGUCUGGGUUGGCCACGUCGACUCGAUCGACAUGGCAUUUCAGUGGCACCAAGUACCUCCAAACACGUUGGCUCCUUGGAUCCUUCUCCCUUGUCUAACAUUCCACCGGUUUCUGCAUGCCUUGGCCGAUCCCACCCAACGAUCUCUCACGCUGCAGCUUCCCCAUGAGCCCCUCUCCGCACGUGCGCUUUGAAGCAUGCCGAUUGCUGCUAACAUCCUUCAGUCGUAGAGUGUCACUGGUUCAUUGCCCUGCAUCUACUCCAUUUGGACGGCUUUGGAGUGGCUGUUCUGUACUCCCAAGAUGGUGCGGUGCUGCCGUUGCCCCCAAAACGCUGCCAUCCAUCGAAUCCCCUUGUUGAAGCCACGGGGAUGCUCGAUAUCGACGGCAAGCCAUGGGCGUUCCGCAAAGGCCCCGCAGAUGCCCCUCCUCACGACGCUGUCCAAGCGCUUUUGGCUGUAUUAACCGCCCCGAAAUCAAGCCUGCCAAAGCCCCUGGCGGUGCAAAUUACAUAACCACUGGUGAUGUGGCAAUACUAUGUCAUAAUGCAAAUCGACUCCGCUGUUGAAUUUCAC
This is a messenger RNA of Aphanomyces astaci, 1109 nucleotides long. RefSeq lists its product as hypothetical. Bases 22 to 729 code for a protein of 235 amino acids. Lineage: Eukaryota; Oomycota; Saprolegniomycetes; Saprolegniales; Verrucalvaceae. The transcript has 4 exons. The record is from RefSeq and is a predicted model, not a curated record.